This is a messenger RNA of Coffea eugenioides, 675 nucleotides long. RefSeq names its product agamous-like MADS-box protein AGL104. The record is from RefSeq and is a predicted model, not a curated record. Lineage: Eukaryota; Viridiplantae; Streptophyta; Magnoliopsida; Gentianales; Rubiaceae. Gene Ontology annotation, molecular function: DNA-binding transcription factor activity, RNA polymerase II-specific; protein dimerization activity; RNA polymerase II cis-regulatory region sequence-specific DNA binding. Gene Ontology annotation, biological process: positive regulation of transcription by RNA polymerase II. The coding region runs from base 1 to 675 and encodes 224 amino acids. The transcript has 5 exons.
AUGGGUCGUGCAAAGCUCCAGAUGAAGAGAAUCGAGAGCACCACAAGUAGGCAGGUCACAUUCUCCAAGCGUAGAAAUGGGGUUCUCAAGAAAGCUUAUGAACUUUCCACUCUUUGUGAUGUUGAAAUUGCCCUCUUGAUGUUCUCUCCUGCCGGUCGUCUUACUCAAUUCUCUACCCAAAAGAGGAUGUUUGAACCUGACCUGGGAAGUAUGACAUCCAUGGAGGAGCUUGAAUCAUGUGAGAAACUCCUUGAAGACCUAUUGAAUUCUGUGACGAAUAGAAAGAUCUGUGAACAACUAGUAAGCAAUCUUGUACGUUCAUAUCAUCCUAAGAUUUUGGAGCUAAAUGUUACAUUGAAGAAAGUUUUCCUCAUGCAGGGAACAGUUCUAAGUUCACUAAAAGAGGGCCAAUCCUCGCAGAGGAGUGCUGAGGUUCUGAAUUGGUUACCUGAUGGUUCCUGCAAAGGACAUACUUUAGAUUCACCUAUUGUCAAUGUUGAUACCAGGGAUGAUAUCUCCACUUCUUGUGUCCCAUUAGAAGAAAGUAGCUGUAACUUGAACCUUGGGAACAUGAAAGACGGCAAGUUUCAGACUUCAGUUAAUCAGAAAGUUCCAGCAUGGGCUCAUUCGUAUAAUUCUGCUGAUAUUUCAGGCUACUUAUCUUGGACAGGUUGA